Molecule: messenger RNA, 234 nt
Organism: Protopolystoma xenopodis
Lineage: Eukaryota; Metazoa; Platyhelminthes; Monogenea; Polystomatidea; Polystomatidae
Source: the annotation of a GenBank genome assembly
AUGAAUAUUACACGUUGGCCUCAUGCAACACACCCUUCAAUUAAUCGUGCGCUUGACGAUUUUGCUUCAAUCACGGAUAAUCAUUGCUGCCUCCGUCUCAUCGCUUCAUUGGAGCCUCUCUUCAAGGCUUCAUUUGCAUUUUCCACGCGACGCCACCAGCCCCAAUUCACACAAACGACCGACAGACCGACAGACAAAAAUAAGGACCUAACGACCAACCUAAAGACCGACUGA